UAUGGAAAUGAGGGACAUUGCAGCUCGUCUUAAGUCCUUAGAGAUUGAGAUUUUUGAGUCAUUCCUUGUCAAUUUCAUACUCAAUUCUCUUCCUGUGGAAUAUGGAGCAUUCCAAAUUUCUUACAAUACACAGAAGGAAAAAUGGUCUAUCAAUGAACUUUUGACCAUGUGUGUUCAAGAGGAGGAGAGAUUGAAGCAUGGAAAAGUGGAAAGUGCUCAUUUAGCAACACAUAAAAGAGGGCAAUGGAAAAAGGGCAAAGGUGAUCAGAAAUGGAAGAAGCUUGGUAAAGUGCCGUUUAAAAAUCAUGGCAAUAAGGGUGCAUGCUUCUUCUGCAAGAAAAAGGGUCACAUGAAGAAAGACUGCCCCAAGUAUAAGAAAUGGCUUGAGAAGAAAGCCUAAGGAAACCGACGGGAAGUGAACAAGGCAUCUAUUCGGACAAUGGGAUGCGUUCGCACGUCGAAG
Molecule: messenger RNA, 463 nt
Organism: Camellia sinensis
Lineage: Eukaryota; Viridiplantae; Streptophyta; Magnoliopsida; Ericales; Theaceae
Source: RefSeq, a predicted model, not a curated record